Messenger RNA from Mugil cephalus (flathead mullet), 4761 nucleotides. It is a transcript of the gene mntb, whose product is annotated as MAX network transcriptional repressor b. Gene Ontology annotation, molecular function: DNA-binding transcription factor activity, RNA polymerase II-specific; protein dimerization activity; RNA polymerase II cis-regulatory region sequence-specific DNA binding. The record is from RefSeq and is a predicted model, not a curated record. Gene Ontology annotation, biological process: regulation of transcription by RNA polymerase II. The coding region runs from base 644 to 2488 and encodes 614 amino acids. Lineage: Eukaryota; Metazoa; Chordata; Actinopteri; Mugiliformes; Mugilidae. The transcript has 6 exons.
GCGGGUCUCGGGCCGGGCGGGUGCCCAUGUGGACCAGCACCAUGCCUUGUUGUUCUCGGCGCUGAUUGGCUCGUGGCCGCCUGCUCGGGCUUCACGCGCUGCGGCCCGAAUGCGCGUCGGAAAACACGGAGGAGCUUCGACGCUGCCGGAGCCUCACGUGCUGUAAUCCCGCGGAAAUACACGAGCACCCGGUCGAGCCCGUUUGCCCCCCGGGGAGUUUGACGGAGAUUGUGGCGACGGUUGUGUGAAAAAUGUUCGCAUUUAGAGCGCGCGCGGAGGAGCAGGGAGUGGUGCGGUGACCGGGUUUUGUCGGAGGCCGUAGUAACCGGGCGGGGCAGCAGUCCGGGAGGGGCGGGUCUUAACCAGAACACGACUCGCCUUGUUGUGUGUAUUCCCGUGCUCGCAUCGCCAUCUUGUUGCAAUCCUAUUUUUUACGUAUAUGCGAGGAUCUACUUUCCGCGCGACCGGAUUAAAAAUUCGCCAGACCGAUUUCAGGUGAAAUACGGGGCGCCAGCAGCUCGUGGGUGCGGGUGUGAACACCGUGCACGCAGCGCUUACUACCGGGACACUACCUACCCCUCGGUCUUUUUCCUCCUUCCGUCCCGGGCCACCGGGUCUCCUGCCGUGAGGGUUUUUACGCGCAAUGAGCAUCGACACACUCCUGGAGGCGGCCAGAUACCUGGAAUGGCAAGCCCAGCAACAACAGAUCACACGUGAGGAGGAGCAGCGCAAAGAGAAGGAGCUCAUUCACAGGGAGGAGGAGUCGAGACGCGUGGAACUAGUGACGGCGUCGCCUCAACCCGUCAGAGCCAAUCACAUCACCUGGGGCGAUGACGCUCACCGCCCGCCGCCGCCUCACCCUCCGGCCCCGCCUCCCCCCUCGCUCCCGCCUCCUCAAGUCCCCAUCGCCGUCAUCCCGAUGGUCCCGGUCGUCACCGCCACGCCCUCGGUCCCGCCCCUGCCGCUCACGACGGCGAUCGCCGCGGCGGCCACGGCGCUCAACGGCUCCCCGCCGGCCAAGAGCGCUUCCUCCCCUCCCCAGCAGCCGGCGCCGCGUCACCUGCUCUGUGCUUCCCAGAUGAAGGUGGAAAGUAGUCAGCAGCUGGUCGGCGUCAAGCCGAACCAUUCGCAGCCUCAGGUCCAGAUCCAGUACCCGACCUCCAUCAGCACUAACGGCUCCGGCUCUCAGCACGCACUGGCCCCGCACCAAGCCCCGCCCACGUCGCAGCCGCGGCCCAACGGCGUGAUGAUGGACGACAUGAGAGGGGCGGACGGGAAGAAGAGACCAGGAGGGUCAGUUUGUGUAGCUGGGACCAGAGAGGUGCAUAAUAAACUGGAGAAGAACAGGCGAGCGCACCUCAAAGAGUGUUUUGAGACGUUGAAGAAGAACGUUCCCAAUGUUGACGAGAAGAAAACCUCCAACCUCAGUGUGCUCCGCUCCGCUCUGCGUUACAUUCAGACUCUGAAGCGUAAGGAGAAGGAGUACGAGCACGAGAUGGAGCGUCUGGCCAGAGAGAAGAUCGCCAUGCAGCAGCGUCUGGCCGAGCUGAAGAACGAGCUCAGCCAGUGCAUGGACGUCCUGGAGAUCGACAGAGUCCUCAGACAGACUAUCCAGCCAGAGGACGACCAGGCGUCCACGUCCACCGCCUCAGAAGGAGAAGACAAUUAUGAGCAGGACAUCGACGAGGACGCCCCCGCUCCUCCCGCUCCCGCGUCCCUUCCCAAACCGGCGCCUCCCAUCUUGCAGGCCCAGCCGAUCCUCACCCCCCACCUGUCCAUCCAGCACGCCACUCUGCCUCUCUCUGGCGUGCUCACCGCUGCCUCCCCCUCGGGCGCCCCCCUCCCUCAGGCCAUCGCCCCGGCCCCGGGUCCGCCCCCUCCGCCGCCGCCGCCGCCGCCUCAUCCCAUCCAGCCCCCGGCCGUGCAGGUGCAGCCCACCGUCAUCGCUCACGCCGCCGUCUCCCACGCCUCAGUCAUCCAGGCUGUCAAUCACGCCCUCCCAGCCAAUCACAAACACCUGACUCACAUCGCCCCCUCCCCCGGCCCCUCCUCCUCCUCCUCCACCACCCCCCAGCAAAUCAACGUGUCUCCGGCCGUCCCAGCCACCGCCACUCACCAGUCGAUAACCGCCCAGCCCAUCGGACACAUCACCGUCCACCCGGUCGCUCACCUGGGACCCUCUCUGACGUCCCACAUCCCGACCCUCUACCCCCAGGGCGUGGCGGUGUCCCAGCCCACCAUGGUGGGCCACAUCACCCACACCUUCACCCACCACACCCUACCGCACGUCCAGGCCAACCCUCAAGCCAACACUAACGGAGCCCAGGUGAACAGCGCGGCCGUGGUGACCCAGGGGAGCACGACGCUAGGGAAGCCCACGGCCGUACUAGCCCCCCACCCGCAGCUGGUCGGGCAGGCCACUGUCCUCAACCCCGUCACCAUGGUCACGGUCCCAACCUUUCCCGUCAGCACGCUCAAGCUGGCCUGAAACAGUGAAAAAAGAAAACGAGACGGACUUGACGAAUGAACGACGGGAGAAUGAGAGACAGCCCUGUCUAUAAUCAAUAGCAGAGAAUCUCCGACGGCGAUGAAUUACGAAGAAGCAUGGGCUGUUUUUCAGGCGUCUUGUGACGAUUGGUCCUCUGACAUAAUUUCGGACACGGCUCCGUUGGAUUGUGAGCGGUGACAUUGAAGCAGACGCGGUCGGGUCGGGGCCGCUGCUUGUGAACACGAGACUGUGACGUUCGCCUCCUCUGCACAGACAGGAACCGCGUUUGACCUUUCUUCCUUCCUCCUCUCCUUCCUUCUCGACAAGAAGCACUAACACAAUAAGCUCAGUUCACACUCAGGCAUCGAGGAUUUACCUUAACUAGUCAUUCACUCAUUGAGGGAGAAGAGCCGGGGCUGGUACUUUAGUGGUACAGUAUGCGUCCGCUUCACGCUGAUAGAUUCACGCGGGACGUUUUGGUGGAACGGUGGUGUGUUUGAGAGCAGGAUGAGGGGAGCAACACUCUGUGGAUGAAAGGCGUAAUAAUAAAACUGGAUGUAGAGUUAAGUCUGAUCGUGUGCGCAGCGGUUAAACAGGAAGAACUAGGGCUAUGAGUUUUUGGUUUGAUCAGCAUACAGUAGCGUCAUUAAAACCACACAUAAAAAGCAGAGCAACCAGUUUUAAGAGUUAAGUCAGAUUGAGAGCUGAGGAACUCCGGCUAUUCAUACAGGAAGUGAACUCCAGCUCUGAUGUGCUUAUCGGUCCUGCGUUGAAAAAACUCCUGGACGUGUUUUAAGACGUUUAAAGACAAUUAAAGACGUAAAUCUCAAACACCCACAGUUCAUUUGAGCCAUUUAAUUCCUAUUAGAUGUGUUUUAAGUGGUUCCAAAGCUCAGCCGCCUGAGUUCUUUUGUUCAUUUCCCCCCAAAAUCAUGAUUUCAAGCCAUCCUGAAAGUCGUCUGCUUAGUGUAAACGCCUUACUCCUGCUCUCAAAACACUCGGCGACAGGUUUGCUUUUGUUCACCCGAUGAGUGACUGUUAACGGCGGCUUUCAUCCUCAGUCUAAUAAUGCAACAGCUCCCUCUGCUGCUUCACCCCAGACCUCAUACUCAAGCCACGACACAGGCUUUUUCUAAAUCAGGAACAAAAAAAACUAAAGAACAAAACGUUAAAAUGCAGCGGCGAGACCGCUGAGAAGAUUUGGUGAAGAAUAAUUUGGAAAUUUCAUCCUCGGAUUUUGAGAAAUUAAUUUCGAAAAAGGAAAAAACGUGUUGUGACUCUUUUGUGUGUUCAUCUCAUGUGUGCACCAGCUAUCUUUCCAGCCUAAUCAUGAACUCCCCCCAUCAGUGUGCGUAGUCCGUGUUGCUGCUCCUUCGCCUCCUCUGCUCUUUCUAUAUGUUAUGUCCGUAUAUGUGACCGUAUCCGAUAUGUUUUAUAUUCUGUACUAUAGCUAAUCCUAUUGUACCUGUAGCAUGGCUCUGUUUUAUUUUUUAUUUUUUGGGUUAAUACAGUUUGCCCUGUGCAUGACGGAGUGUGCGUGUGUGUGUUUGUGUGCGUGUGUGUAGCUAGCAGGUUAUUUUUCUACACAGAGGUGAUUUAUGGUAUCGUGUGUGCCUAAACUCAGUUUUCCUGAAACACUGUGACAACUCUGGCAAAACACGGACACAAUGAGCGAAUGGAAGAGACAAAGAUUUACUGUCCUCGUUGUUGUUUUGUUUAGAUUUUUAAACUUUCUUUCGUUUUUUUUUUUUUUUUGUGAGUCCGACUGAGACAUCGAGUGGAAAAAGUUAUAAAAAAAAAAGCCUGUUGCUCUUUCCUUGAUAACAUGAUAAUGUCUAAUGUUAAAUUUGAGUUUUGUAAUAUUUGUAUGUACGUAUGAAAGUUUUGUAAAUUUGUGAUUGUACGCACGUUUUGGCAUCUUUAAAAGUGGGUUUGCAUGUAGAUUGCCGUUUAGUUUUUGUUUUUAAAAGUUUUGUUUUCUUGUUUUAUUAUAUAUUUUUUUUGGGACCAUGUACAAUACUGUAUAACGUGGGCAGACACUUGGACCUCAUGCUACAUUGAUAUUAUAUAUGAAUAUAAAAACAAAUGUUUUCCCUAUGGAGAAAGUUUUAAGUUAUAUAUUGCCUGUACACUUUGGGCUGCCUUUUAGAUCUAACUGUCCACUGUUUAAGAUAACAAUGAUGAUGAUGACAAAUAAAAACAUAUUAAUGAUGAAGAAUUAUGCUGAUAAAAUAAUAAAGAUUCUUAAUAAAUCUUAUUACAUUUACAACACA